Populus trichocarpa (black cottonwood) is the source of this 2406-nucleotide messenger RNA. RefSeq lists its product as uncharacterized. The record is from RefSeq and is a predicted model, not a curated record. NCBI's taxonomy places the organism in Eukaryota, Viridiplantae, Streptophyta, Magnoliopsida, Malpighiales, Salicaceae. The transcript is spliced from 13 exons. Bases 401 to 2197 code for a protein of 598 amino acids.
UCCUUUGGCAAAGCAAACCACCUCGUUUCACCUUAGACAGUCACAUAAACAUUUACGUACACAGCCACCCCAUCUCCCUGUCUCCUUUUAAAUAAUGUUAGCAACUUACCACACAAAAAGAGACAGCAGCUUGAACACUUCAUCUUUGGCUGUCUCUGUUUCCACCCCCUCUUUAUCUAUAUAUCUAUGUAUUAAAAACUCUCCUGUAUAUAAACAGUUAGAGAGUUCAAUUCAUUGGUUUUUAACUCCGCCUGGAAUCUGGGUAGUGGUGAAUUCAACUCACAGUGAUCGAGGAACGCAGAGAUUUAAGUGAUACUUGACUUUUAAGGCAUUGAAGUUUCUUGUAUUUUCAAGGAAUGAACUUUGUGUAAAGGACUUGCAGAUUUAAAGAAGAGUACAGAUGAAUACUAGGGUGAGGACUAGGCUCCACUCCAUGAAAGCUCCAAUGAAGCAUGAAAAACUUUUGCCAGAAAAUAUGGCUGCAGUUUCAUUGGGGAGGAUCCAGAAGUUGAAAGCUUCAGGAAAUUCUAAUAAAGAGAAGGUUGGAAUGCAGGGGAGCAAACCAAAUGUUGCCAAAAAAGCAGCAAAUAAAAGACAGGCCUCAAGUAGAGAGAGGAAAAUAGCAUUGCAAGAAGAUGUUGAUAAACUAAAGAAGCAACUGAGGCAUGAAGAGAAUAUUCACAGAGCUUUGGAGAGGGCUUUCAGCAGACCGUUGGGAGCUCUCCCUCGCCUUCCUCCGUAUCUUCCUCGUACUACGUUGGAGCUGCUUGCAGAAGUGGCUGUUUUGGAAGAGGAGGUGGUUCGGCUUGAGGAACAGGUUGUCCAUUUUAGGCAAGAUUUGUACCAAGAGGCUGUCUACAUGUCAAGCUCCAAGAGGAACGUGGAAAGUGUUUCCGAUUUAUAUCACUUGUACCCAAAUAAGAACCCCAAGCCAGAUCAGUCGAAAUCCUUAGCUCAGAAUGUGGAUGAGUCAGCGACAUCCACGAUAAGGCAUUUGCCAUCCCUUUCUGCAGAUGGAACAGGGAAAGAGAAUGCAUUCUCUACAGCUAAUUCUAGGAAGAACAGCAAAGGAUCCUCAAUCAAUAAAGCUCAGACAAGCAGAAAUAUGGUGAAAAGACCGUCUGAGGACAAUAGACCAGCAGAGAAAAAAUUAGAUUCUCACAAGUCACAGCUAGAAUGCAGAGUACCAGACCAAGAAAAUGCAGAAGCAAGAAGUCAUGUUACUGCAAGCGAAGGGGUAACAGGAGAUGCAAGCCCAAACAAGCUGUCUGAGGACAUCUUGAAAUGCUUGUCAAGUAUUUUCGUACGGAUGAGCUCAAUGAAGAAUAGGCGUACUGCAGAUAAUUUAUCUUUCUUGUCAACAUUAGUCUCUCAAGAAAACGAGGAAGAAGCCGAAUGUCAGGAUCCUUAUGGUAUAUGUUCAGAGUUUGGGAAGAGAGAUAUUGGUCCAUAUAAGCGUUUGUUUUCAAUAGAAUCUGGGACGAUUAAUCCCAACCGAACAUCAAAUUCUUUGUUUCUACUUCAUAGACUUGAACUUCUAUUCGGGAAACUUGCCUCCGUCAACUUGCAGAACCUCACUCAUCAGAAGAAGCUUGCAUUCUGGAUAAACAUUUACAAUUCCUGCAUGAUGAACGCUUUUCUAGAACACGGAAUUCCUGAGAGUCCUGAGACGGUUGUUGAACUGAUGAGAAAGGCAACAAUAAAUAUCGGGGGACACUUGUUAAAUGCAAUAACGAUCGAACAUUUCAUCCUUAGGCUGCCUUAUUACUCAAAAUAUACAAUUUCCAAGGGUGCAAAAAAUGAUGAGAUGGCAGCGAGGAACAAAUUUGGAUUGGAGCUAUCUGAACCAUUGGUAUCAUUUGCCCUUUGCUGUGGUAGCUGGUCCUCCCCUGCUGUGAGAGUGUACACCGCAGCUCAGGUUGAAAACGAACUGGAAGAGGCAAAAAGAGAUUAUUUACAAGCUGCAAUUGGAAUUACAACGAGCAAGUUUGCCAUCCCUAAGUUAUUGGAUUGGUAUUUACUUGACUUUGCCAAGGACUUGGAGUCAUUGCUUGAUUGGAUCUGCCUUCAGUUACCCAGUGAACUAGGGAAAGAAGCUAUUAAUUGCCUCGAGAAAGGUAAAAAUGAGCCUCAUUCACAUUUUGUCCAAGUUAUGCCAUAUGAGUUCGGUUUUAGGUACCUUUUGUACACAAAAUAAAAUUUUGUUUCGUUACAAUUUUUGCUUUAUAUGAUUAUGUGGGAGACUCAUUUUUGUACAUAGCUAUAGGAUAAUAUCAAAGUUUAAUGUGUAAUUCGGUUUCAUUGUAAGCAUCUGUAAGAAAAUUUCUCUCUUCCAUUAAGAUAUUCUGCUGAGAGAAUGCCCGUGGAAGGGUUAUACAUAAUAAAAUGAUGGAAGGUUUUAUAUAA